UCCUUCUGCUAAAGCUUGACGCCCUAACCCUUCUUCUAAAGCAGACUUGACCCCCUUCACCCUUUCUAUUCCUUAUCGUCGCCUUCACAUCUCCUACGUCCUUCCUCGGUCCCCCUCUCAGGUUCAUUUUAGCCUGGAACAAUGCUGCGUAGAAAUAUCCGCUUGAGGAGAGAGUAUCUGUAUAGAAAGAGCUUGGAAGGAAAAGAGCGAUUGCUUUAUGAGAAGAAACGCAAGAUAAGAGAAGCACUUCAAGAAGGAAAACCGAUCCCCACUGAGCUUAGAAACGAGGAGGCGGCUCUUCGCCGAGAGAUUGAUCUCGAGGACGAAAAUACAGCUGUCCCAAGAAAUCAUAUUGAUGAUGAGUAUGCCAAUGCUACGGAAAAGGAUCCAAAAAUUUUGCUAACCACAUCUAGAAAUCCAAGCGCUCCUCUUACACAGUUUGUAAAGGAAUUGAGUAUUGUCUUCCCAAAUGCACAAAGAAUGAAUCGUGGUGGCCAGGUUAUCUCCGAGAUUAUAGAAACAUGCCGUUCACAUGACUUCACAGAUGUUGUCUUGGUUCAUGAACAUCGUGGUGUGCCAGAUGGUUUAAUUAUUAGCCACCUACCAUUUGGUCCAACUGCAUAUUUUGGAUUACUCAAUGUGGUCACAAGGCAUGACAUUAAAGAUAAGAAAGCUGUUGGCACCAUACCUGAGGCCUAUCCGCAUUUGAUUCUUGAUAACUUCUCAACUAAGCUAGGUCAAAGGACAGCAAACAUUCUGAAGCAUCUUUUUCCAGUGCCAAAGCCAGAUACAAAGCGCAUUAUUACUUUUUCCAAUCAGUCUGAUUACAUCUCGUUCAGGCAUCAUAUAUAUGAAAAGCAUGGAGGUCCUAAAUCUGUUGAAUUGAAGGAAAUCGGACCUCGAUUUGAGUUGCGGCUUUAUCAGAUAAAGUUGGGAACAGUGGAUCAGGAUACAGCUCAAACAGAAUGGGUCAUUAGACCUUACAUGAACACUACUAAAAAGAGGAAGUUUCUUGGCGAUUGAUCGAUUUUGGUUUUUUUUUUUUUAAUUUACUAUAGCAUUACAGAUUUUAGUGAGGAAGAGAAUGAUACAAAAAAGUGACGCUAACAUUUGAUGUAGUUGAUUAUUUAUAACAGAAUUUACAUUUUGUCGUACGUUUCUUCUAUAGCAUAUCCUUGUAAUUUUAUUAACAUAAUGUUUUAUGGUUUAAAAGUAUAUUGUUUAGGCAUUUUAGUAACUAGCAUGCGAUUACAUUUAAAGCGUCUUGUAUUGCCAGAUGUUCUUUGAAUUGCCCAUUCACUUCAA
Messenger RNA from Prosopis cineraria, 1305 nucleotides. RefSeq lists its product as uncharacterized. Gene Ontology annotation, biological process: rRNA processing. The transcript is spliced from 9 exons. Lineage: Eukaryota; Viridiplantae; Streptophyta; Magnoliopsida; Fabales; Fabaceae. The record is from RefSeq and is a predicted model, not a curated record. Gene Ontology annotation, cellular component: small-subunit processome; nucleolus; Mpp10 complex. The coding region runs from base 142 to 1023 and encodes 293 amino acids. Gene Ontology annotation, molecular function: snoRNA binding; rRNA primary transcript binding.